Cornus florida is the source of this 1512-nucleotide messenger RNA. RefSeq names its product probable pectinesterase/pectinesterase inhibitor 36. Gene Ontology annotation, biological process: cell wall modification. The coding region runs from base 1 to 1425 and encodes 474 amino acids. NCBI's taxonomy places the organism in Eukaryota, Viridiplantae, Streptophyta, Magnoliopsida, Cornales, Cornaceae. Gene Ontology annotation, molecular function: pectinesterase inhibitor activity; pectinesterase activity. The record is from RefSeq and is a predicted model, not a curated record. The transcript is spliced from 3 exons.
AUGGCUAAUCUUUUAUCAUGCAACCAACAACUUGAGGUGGUCCAAAUGGCCCGAGCCGGGGUCUUGGAAGCUAUGAACUGGGCUCGAGCCAAUUCCAGCCUACAUGGGCCGGACCAUGGUUUGAGUCACCUUGGUGUGGCUCUAAGUGACUGUGUUGAGCUCUAUGAGGAGACCAAGCCACGGCUUGCGCGCUUGCUCUCCGGUGAGAGCUACAGCAGAGAGGACGCACUAGCGUGGCUCAGCGGCGCGCUGGCAAGCCAUAGGACUUGUUUGGAUGGCUUGGAAGAAAAGGGGUGGUUGUCUGAGACUCACCAUCAAGUGGCUCAAAACCUGACUGUGUUGCUUAGAAAUGCUCUGGCCUUUUAUGGGCCCAAAACAAUUUGGAGGGCUAAAAGCAACGGAGGCCAAAAGAAACCAAUAUCUAGCCAAAAUGAGGGUCUCUUAGCAUCAUGGAAUGCAGCAACCUCCAUUAAUGCAGACUUUGUAGUGGCCAAAGAUGGCUCUGGAAAUUUCAGAACAAUAAACGAGGCCGUCGCUGCACUUGCAAGAAUGGCCGGUAGGAGGCGGGAGAGAGUGAUUAUCUAUGUGAAAUCUGGAGUUUACAAUGAGAAAGUGAAGAUCAGAAAAAACAUGAAAAAUGUAAUGUUCGUAGGCGAUGGCAUGGACAAAACAAUCGUCACUGGUAAUCAAAGUGUCCAAGAUGGUGCAAGCACUUUGAACUCUGCCACAUUUGGGGUGUCUGGUGAUGGGUUUUGGGCAAGGGACAUGACAUUUGAGAACACGGGAGGACCACAGAAACACCAGGCAGUGGCAUUGAGGGUGAGCUCAGACCUCUCGAUUUUCUAUCGCUGCAGCUUCAAAGGCUACCAAGACACACUGUAUGUACACUCUCAGAGACAAUUCUAUCGCGAUUGUCACAUCUAUGGCACUGUGGACUUCAUAUUUGGCGAUGCCACCGCGGUCCUCCAAAACUGUGACAUUUAUGUGAGGAGGCCUCUGGAUCACCAAUCCAACAUGAUAACUGCGCAGGCAAGGGACGAUCCAGAUGAGACUACUGGGAUUUCGAUCCUGAAUUCAAUUAUCGCACCGGCACCUGAGUUUGGUGCUGUUAAAGGCCGGUUCAAGAGUUACUUAGGCCGGCCAUGGAGGAGGUACUCGAGGACAGUGUUUCUAAAGACGGACAUGGAUGGUUUGAUUGAUCCCAAGGGAUGGACAGAAUGGAGAGGCAAUUUUGGUCUUUCAACGUUGUACUACGGAGAGUAUAUGAACUCCGGGAGUGGAGCUUCCACUGCAGGAAGAGUGAGAUGGCCUGGUUUUCAUGUGCUCAAAGAUCCACAUGAAGCUAGCCCUUUUACAGUGAGGAACUUCAUCCAAGGCCAUUUAUGGAUUCCAGUGUCUGGUGUGCCAUUUUUGCCUGAAAUUUAAUCCUCUUCAACUAUGCUGUUCACAUCUUGUCUGGUAUAUGAUUAGCUACUGUGUAUUACAGAACAGGUUUUGUCUAGUAUAUGACAA